This is a messenger RNA of Peronospora matthiolae, 333 nucleotides long. The record is from the annotation of a GenBank genome assembly. NCBI's taxonomy places the organism in Eukaryota, Oomycota, Peronosporomycetes, Peronosporales, Peronosporaceae.
AUGGAAUCAAGCGACUCCGGCAAGUGGAAAGAAGCGUGUGACUCGGAGUUCGAUUCGCUUCAGAGAAACGACACGUGGGAAAUCGUGCCUCUUCCGAAAGGUCGCAAGGCCAUCGGGUGCCGAUGGGUUUUUCGUGUAAAGGAGAAUCAAGAUGGCGAAGUUGAACGUUUCAAGGCAAGACUUGUGGCCAAAGGAUUCUCACAGAAAUUCGGAGUUGACUAUGAAGAAACUUUCGCACCGGUGGCCAAGUUCACAUCGAUUCGUGUGGUGCUCAGUAUGGCCGCUGAGUACGGCCUAAUGCUACAUCAGAUGGACGUCAAUGUUGCAUUGUAG